UAAUCAGCGGCUGUGGGGAGGCGGGUCGAGGUGCUGACUGUAAUGUGAUAGCUGCUCCGCUCUAACGUUAUUACAUGCACAUGCUGGCUGCCUGCGCUCUCGCUGCUGGAAGACGGAGCCUUCAAAACUCAAGCCAGAAUACUCCCGAGUAGAGCAGAGGGAAGGAGCUGUGUGCCUGGACAGCGGAGAGAGAACGGAGAGAGAACGGAGAGUUACGUCUAGAUUAUAGAGCGCUGGGCAAUAACGGCAAUACGGAACGUUUUGGUUUGCAUUCUAUGAAAGAUCGUUUUUACGUUCGAGCCUUGAACAAAUGGACUAUUUCGUUUAGAUUUGUGUUUUUUUUGUUUUUGUGUUGUUGUUUUUUUCGUUUUCAUUUUUUGGGACAAGUAAAUGCACCGGAGGAAGAAAGUCCAAAGGAAAUACAAAAUAAAUAUCUUCUCACUGGUUUGGAGGCAAUCAAAACACUCACUUCAGAUAUCAGCGAGCGAAAGCAUCAAUUCCGUGGACUAAAAACCGCUACGGAUUUAUGAAUGAAUUCAUACUGAUUUUUUAUUUUUUAUUUUAACAGGUCCAUAAUUUCUUUGUUUUUUGAAUAUUCUCUGGAUGACAUUGUGUUCUUUUUCUCUCCGUGAUUCUGAACGCCGCAGUGGCCACAAUGGUUUUGAAUCUUCUAAAUUAUUAAAUUGAAAUAACGGGGCAAAAAAUAUUAUUCAUUUUAAAUAAGAAGAAACAAAAGAAGUGUUAAGCGAGGGGGAAUUGAUAUCGCCGUUGUGUUGAACACCUCAACCACAGACCGACGUCUUCCCGGUGGAGGCGCGUGUUACUCGCGAGCGGAGAAAACAGUUUUGCACGAGGAAGAAGACUUUCACGGCGAGUUCUUCUCUCCGGGAUUGGGGAAGGGUGAAACUUCACCUCCGAAAAUGGAUAUAUUACCGUGGCUCUGUGGAUGUUUACUGGCGGUGUGUUUACCACAAAUAGUUAUCGGGGAAGAAGGUGAGGCGUGUGGCGGACAUUUUGAUGCCAGCAACGCCGGGUACAUCACCACCCCAGGGUACCCUCUGGAGUAUCCCCCUCAUCAGAACUGUCGCUGGGUCGUCACCGCUCCAGAACCCUCCCAACGUAUCGUCCUCAACUUCAACCCACACUUUGAACUGGAGAAACUAGACUGCAGAUAUGACUUCGUAGAGAUCCGUGAUGGGAGCAGUGAGAACGGAGAUCUGCUGGGUAAACACUGCAGCAACAUCGCCCCUCCAGCCAUCAUCUCCUCCGGCCCCAUGCUCCACAUCAAGUUUGUCUCCGACUACGCUCACCAGGGAGCUGGUUUUUCACUGCGCUACGAGAUCUUCAAAACCGGUGAGUUCAAUAAUGAAUAAAAGACACAACGUUGAUACAAACAUUUAACUACACAAAUACAU
Salvelinus fontinalis (brook trout) is the source of this 1415-nucleotide messenger RNA. Its product is annotated as neuropilin-2-like. The record is from RefSeq and is a predicted model, not a curated record. Bases 921 to 1373 code for a protein of 150 amino acids. Lineage: Eukaryota; Metazoa; Chordata; Actinopteri; Salmoniformes; Salmonidae. The transcript has 3 exons.